AUGACCAACAGUUCCAACGAUCCAAUCCAGAACAUCGCUCUCUUCAACGAGUACAUGACGGUCUUCUAUCAGGGUGGUGGUACGUUCAACAGCACAGAAAAUAGCUAUGCAGAUUUCAUUGAGUACCUGCGGACCUCGCAACAAUACGGUCCCGGUGAGUUUUGCUUAGUUCCAAUCCGUUCAUCUGCGCUCGUAUUCACUGUUCAAGAUGCGGCUGCAUCGACUUUGUGGACUUGGCAAACCUGCACCGAAUUCGGCUAUUUCCAGUCCUCCGAUUCCAGUUACAGCAUCUUUGGGAGCCCAACUCCAGUGAAGUAA
Ostertagia ostertagi is the source of this 318-nucleotide messenger RNA. The record is from the annotation of a GenBank genome assembly. Lineage: Eukaryota; Metazoa; Nematoda; Chromadorea; Rhabditida; Trichostrongylidae.